This is a messenger RNA of Planococcus citri (citrus mealybug), 997 nucleotides long. RefSeq lists its product as uncharacterized. The record is from RefSeq and is a predicted model, not a curated record. The coding region runs from base 16 to 741 and encodes 241 amino acids. Gene Ontology annotation, molecular function: odorant binding. Lineage: Eukaryota; Metazoa; Arthropoda; Insecta; Hemiptera; Pseudococcidae. The transcript is spliced from 7 exons.
AAUAAGUCCUUAAUUAUGGAUUAUUCAGUAUCUUUAUUCUCGUUUAUAAUUGAAAUAAUACAACCCUCGGGCAUAUUCGUUAUAGGUACUUCUAGCAAACGCGUCAGCUAUAACAACCUGGUGUCGAUAUUCAACAUGAAAUUCAUCGUGUUUGCGGCGGUAUUCGGUUCAGCCCUUGUAUUUGCGGCAGCUUCUCCGGCUGCGGAUACAUUUGAACAGCAAGUACAAAAAAAGCAAGAAGCUGCUGCUAAGCAAUGUAAUGCUACUUAUCCAGUUACGGAAGAUUCACUCAAUAAAUUACGAACUCACGUCGCCACUGGAGAAACCGUCACAACUACACUGCACUAUAAAUGGUGUAAUCUGCUGUGCAUCCUUGAACAAAUUGGAUUCUACGAUGCUCAAGGUAGAGUGCAAGUUGGAAAGAUUUACAAUUACACGUUGAAAGCGUUUCCUGAAAUUGAACCAAACAAGCACUCGUUUUUGAUUUACUUAUUCCAAAUCGCUCGAUCGACCCACCAUGUGGAAGAUAAAUGCCAGAAGGCUUAUAUAGUAUACUAUCGAUUUGUCGAAGCCGUUUUGAUACAUACCUUGGCUGUUGAUUUGGAAACUUUUGACGCCGCUACCAAGGAAAAAAUUGCCCAAAGUGUGCUGACUGGAGACGUAUUACCGAGUGAAUUACAAGGUACCAUCGCAAAAUGGUUGAAAACUAACGAUUCAGUCAUCAAACAAGUAGCUGAAUAACAAAAUACUGGUGUCGUCUCUGCCCCUGCUCCUGCUCCUGUUCUCUCACCAGCUAACUCGAUAAUGUCUUUAAAAUUCAUAUACAUAUGUACCUAAACCUAUUAUAUGUAUACCUAUAAUACUCAUCGAUAAGAAAAAUAUGUUCAUAUCAUAUCAUAGAUAAUUAUCGCAAAAUAUGCCUUAUUUUAUACAUUGCAUUUUUUUAAAAAAAAUUAAGUAAGUACGAGUAAUAAAAUCCGGUCAUUUUUUUAGAAAA